This is a messenger RNA of Neoarius graeffei (lesser salmon catfish), 2877 nucleotides long. RefSeq names its product sperm associated antigen 1a (gene spag1a). The transcript is spliced from 8 exons. Gene Ontology annotation, biological process: axonemal dynein complex assembly. Gene Ontology annotation, molecular function: protein binding. Lineage: Eukaryota; Metazoa; Chordata; Actinopteri; Siluriformes; Ariidae. Gene Ontology annotation, cellular component: cytosol. The record is from RefSeq and is a predicted model, not a curated record. The coding region runs from base 141 to 1286 and encodes 381 amino acids.
UGAGUGCGCAGGGGGCGGGGCUUCCCCGGCGGCAGUGGUGGAGUCGCGAGCCCGGUCCGGUCAGUGCGGGGAGAGAGAGAGAGAGAGGGAGAGAAGAGAGAGAGAGUGAGAGAGAGCUCGGAUCUGGGAAAGCGGUGUAAAUGGGCAACGCGCAGAAGAAGAGCGCGGGGCCGAGUUCCGGUGUGGCGAGUCCGGCACGCAGCGGCGCUCGCGAGGGGAAUCCCGGAAGUGGGGAGAGGAAGAACACGGCGCUCGCGAACGGCGCUCACACUGCGGAGGGAGAGAGGCGGGGAGACGAGGAGGAAACCGGAAGUACGGGAGCGCACGGAGGGGAGAACCUCGACGCCCCGGCCGGGGAUCUGCCCCCUGCGCUCGCGCGCCUCAAAAACGAGGGCAACAUGCUGUUUAAGCGCGGACAGUUCGGGCUCGCGCUCCACAACUACAGCCGGGUCAUAGAGGGGCUCAGCGGCGCAGGUAUCGACAGUCCUGAGGAUCUGUGUAUUUUGUACUCCAACAGAGCUGCUUGUUAUCUGAAAGAUGGAAACUGUACAGACUGCAUUCAGGACUGCACCAGUGCACUGGAGCUCCGCCCCUUCUCCCUGAAGCCGCUCCUCCGCAGGGCGAUGGCCUACGAGGCUCUGGAGCGCUACAGGAAGGCGUACGUGGAUUACAAAACCGUCCUGCAGAUCGACUCCAGUGUUCAGGCAGCUCACGACAGCGUGCACAGGAUCACAAAGCAGCUGAUAGAACAGGAUGGUCCUGACUGGAGAGAGAAGCUUCCCGAGAUUCCCAACGUUCCGAUUUCAGCGCAGCAGCAUCGGAGGGAAGAACCAAGUGCCGAGGUUCUCCAGGCACGAGCAGAAAGAGCUGAACAGGAGAAGGCCAGGAGAGCCGAGGCACGUUUCACUCUGCUGAAGCAGGAAGGUAACGAUCUGGUGAAGCGAGGCGAGUUUGAGAACGCGGUGGAGAAAUACAGCGAGUGUGUCGCACUCAAACCCGCGGAGUGCACCGUCUACACCAACAGAGCGCUGUGUUUCCUAAAGCUGGAGCGUUUUGCCGAGGCGAGGCAGGACUGUGACUCUGCGCUAAAGCUGGAGCCGGACAACAAGAAAGCGUUUUACAGACGAGCGCUCGCUCACAAAGGCCUGAAGGACUUCCUUUCAUCCAGCUCUGACCUGCAGGAGGUUCUGCGUUUGGACCCAAAUGUCCAUGAGGCUGAACAGGAGCUACAGGAGGUCACGGUUCUGCUGAGGGAGAGUCUGCUGGAGUCACACACUCAGGGAUGAUGAUGAUGAUUUACACGCUGAUGAUAAACGACGAGAAAAUCAGAUCAGCUGCAGUCCAGCAGAACGAACACACACACGAGGACAGCCUCAUGCACAUUCCUCCUUCAGUGGUGGAGGAGAGGAAGCGGAGUUAUUGGGCGUGGCGUUGGAGCGGUUCAGCAUGGCCACGUGCUGAUGUUUAAAUCCCAAACUCUGGCUCUCAGCACGACGCUUUACAAACCUUUAUUUCAGCUUUCUGAUCCUCUCCUGUUUAUUCCACGCAACUCUGCUCUGAACCGCUACAGAAAUUAAUACAAAGAAAAUUUAUUUAAAAUUAAAUCACUAAAGAGGAAUAUAACGUUUAAAUCUUCUAUUUAACUUUUUUUUUGGUUAAUGUAUAAAAUUUUAAAUGUAAUUAAGCCGAAAGCAGGUGGACGGUUGUAUUUUUCAUUUCUAAAAACAGACGUGAACAAAUGAAUUAUGUUUUAGAAAAUAUUUGAGGAAGAAAUUUGUAUAGCUUAUUGCACUUCACAGAUUUGAACAUUACUGUAGAAAUACCAAAGGAACAACUUUUCUUCCCCCUCCUCCACAAUAAAACAAAACGAAAAAAAUAAAUUCAUUUAUUUAUAUCCACAGAGGAAGAUUUGGGACAAAACGCAUCAAGCCCUGCUGUGUUUCUUUUGUUUCAUCUUGAAGGCUCCAAUUAUUCAUUCAGUUACAUCUAAUAAAUAUUCUAAUCAGUUUAUAGAAUUUACUUAAUCUGUCACUUGGGUUGUUUAUUCUGCGUCGCCUUUCAGACAGCAGGGUCUUUAGAGCAGGGGGUCAGGAUGAGUGGAGCAACAUGUGGAAGAACCAAGAGUUCCUCUUCAAUCAUCAUGGAACCUCAACCCAGCUCCAUCAGGGUCUGGCGCUCUGAACCACAGGUAAAGCAGAGCGACAACUCUGUGCUUAAACCAGUCACGAUGACAAAGAAACUUCAGUUCUUGGAGAACAUUUGUAAUAUUUCAGUAACUUCAGGCUCAUGCUGUCACACGCCGAGUUUCAAUGACUGAAUCAGUUCUCAGUGUUGAAACACGUCAUGUUUAUUCACGCAGACCCCAGCGAUCAGUCCUGCUGCUCUCAGACUCCUCUCUGGAACGCUCGGUCAGUUCUCUGAAAACUGAUCCGAGACUCGAUCCUAUCUGAAAAAUCACGGCACGUCUGAGACUCACUCACCACUCCAAGACUCACAUCUGUCCAAGAAUUAUCGCUCGUCCAAGACUCGCUCGCUGCGCUGAGAUUCACACAUCUGUCUGAAAGCCACUGCACAUCAGACUCGCUCGCCUGUCACUCCAGGACUCGGUCCGAAAAUCACCUGUCCAAGACUCGCUCACUACUCUGGGUUUCCAUGCAAAGUGAAAAGCUGCACAAAUCUUAGCAAACACUCACUCACUCAUUUAAUUCCACAUCUUACUUUAAAAUGGGUCUCACACAGUUACAAAUAUGCAAAAAACUUGAUUUUACAAACAUGAGCGCAUGUAAGAGUCUGUUUCUCUUAAAGAUGUGAAAGUAAUCCAUGCUGUAAAUACUGCAGAGGGGAAAAACAAACCUUUCAAUAAACCUUUGUAAAACA